This is a messenger RNA of Malurus melanocephalus (red-backed fairy wren), 524 nucleotides long. It is a transcript of the gene FXN, whose product is annotated as frataxin. The coding region runs from base 1 to 483 and encodes 160 amino acids. Lineage: Eukaryota; Metazoa; Chordata; Aves; Passeriformes; Maluridae. Gene Ontology annotation, molecular function: ferric iron binding; 2 iron, 2 sulfur cluster binding; ferroxidase activity. The record is from RefSeq and is a predicted model, not a curated record. The transcript has 5 exons. Gene Ontology annotation, cellular component: mitochondrion. Gene Ontology annotation, biological process: intracellular iron ion homeostasis; iron incorporation into metallo-sulfur cluster.
AUGAAUGCUGGUUUACAAUUAAAUCGACAGYUACAAUAUUCUUCAGAUGUGAAGAGCAGGACCGUUUGGUUUAUUAAUUUGAGAAAUGCAGGAACUCUGAGUGACCCAAGCUCUUUAGAUGAGACCACUUACGAAAGAUUGGCUGAGGAAACACUGGACUCCUUAGCAGAUUUCUUUGAGGACCUGACAGAUAAGCCUUUUACCCCAGAAGAUUAUGAUGUAUCUUUAGGGAGUGGAGUCCUAACAGUUAAAUUGGGUGGAGACAUGGGAACRUAUGUAAUCAAUAAGCAAACACCAAACCGCCAGAUUUGGCUGUCCUCACCCACCAGUGGGCCCAAGCGCUAUGACUGGACUGGACGGAAUUGGGUGUAUUCUCAUGACAGAGUAUCUCUUCAUGAACUACUAUCAAAGGAGUUUUCAACAGCUUUAAAAACUAAAUUGGAUUUGUCCUGCUUAAUAUAUUCUGGGAAAGAAGAUACUUGAUUAUACUCUACCUCAUGGGAGUUAAAAGACUUUAACCUCAA